Molecule: messenger RNA, 879 nt
Organism: Durotheca rogersii
Lineage: Eukaryota; Fungi; Ascomycota; Sordariomycetes; Xylariales; Xylariaceae
Exons: 2
Coding region: 115-642 (175 amino acids)
Molecular function (GO): iron ion binding; heme binding; monooxygenase activity
Source: RefSeq, a predicted model, not a curated record
GGCAUAUAAGGGCUGGUUCAAUUAGUAUGUGACAUAUCUAAAUAUUAACCAGAAGAAAGUAGACCUUUCAGCUUCUACCUUCAGCUUCCCUAGCGUCCUUACGUAGAGUCGAAUAUGGCUGCAGCUACUAAUGCUAGCGAAAAGUUCGGUAGCUUCGGGGACAUCAUAUCCCAAAACCCUGGUACCAUCGCUACUGCGAUAUUCAUCGUGCUUUUGACGUUAUUGUACUGGGAGGGCUUGUCAAAGCUGAUUCCGGGUAUUCCGUACACUGCAAGAUCGCAGUGGAAGUUCUUUGGCGAUGCGUUCGACUUCGUGCGGUACUCGGAAGAAACGGGCGAAGGGUUUCGGUGGUUCUCGACAAAGGCGGCGGAGCUGGGAAGCCCUGUCUGCCAAGUAUUCCUCUCGCCGUUCUUGAAACCCAUCGUCGUCGUCGCCGACAUCCAGGAGUUGAUCGACAUGUCGACGCGGCGCGCGCGUGAAUUCGAUCGCGGCGACUAUCUGUCUGGCUGGGUCGGCAUCCUGUUCCCUGAGGGGACGAUCUCCAUGCCCUCCCACGACAAGUUCAAGGACCAGCGCAACAUUUGGUCUUCCACCAUAACGAGCCAGUUCCUCAACUCUGUGUCUGCGCGUACAAUACACUAACAUACCGUUAACCUGGUGGAGUUAUGGGCCGUCAAGACACGGCAGGCGGAUGGCCGACCAUUCGAGGUUUCCGACGAUUCUAUCUUUCGAAGAAGAACAGUACAGAGGCUCUCAAUGUAUCGCCCUGAUCUUACAGGUAAGAUCCUUUCUACUAAUUUCAACGUCAGGAUUUAGUAUGACAAGGGGAUGUACUUAGAAUAGAUUUAAUUCAACUAAUAAUUCUAUAGGGGGUCUCUU